AUGAACGGCAUGCCUAGUAGGCUCUGGGAGCCUAAGCAUGGCUUGAUCCCUCUUGAUGAGCCUUCAUCUAUCUUACCCGACUUCUAUUUCAAGAAUAUGGAGGAUGAUGGCCCAGACCAUUGUCGUGGCUCACCCGAACAUGUUGCUAGUCUUCUCAAAGACCUCCGCUGCCUUCGCGACGUCUAUGUCCAGCAUACGGGUCCAACUACCCUGGACAUCAAAGAAGCGUUCGACAGCGUCAUGGACGAAUGCCUUGAUCUCCUCACCCCGCCAGAUUCCAUCCAAGACGUCACCUGUCGCACCGAGUUCUUCAAAGUAGUCCGGGAAGUCGCUGUACAGAUCAUGGGGCUCAUUGAGAAGCGCCUUGACCUCAAGACGAAGAUCGCCUCCGUACCGAACGCAUUUGGGCGUGCUCUGGAGAAUAACACCGGUUAUCAAGAUGGUCUCCCGCGCUGGUCGCAAUUCCUCGCUUGGGACGCUCCAGGCGCGGCAAAGUUGCGACUCGACAGUCAACCCGGUGUCCUACAUAAUCAUCGUCGCGCCUACCAAGUCAUUCCUCCAGGAGGCAUAGGUAUCCUCCGCCAUUGGGACGCUGAGAUGUACCGAGUCUGUCGCGAAAUCGAUCCACACAACCAAAUUCCCAUGUGGAGCCAGAGAUUUGAGUGGGGCUUACUUGGUCAACACAGGCUUGCGCUUGGCAUCCGUAGGCUUGAUCCGUUGGUGACCAAGCCGUCCCCGUGGGCCAAAGGACCCCGAUUCUUGAGCGCUUCUUUGCCAAAAGGACUCCAUGGUUAUCAGGUGGAGCUGGAAGAAUUAGACCGAUGGAUGGGUGAAAGGAUCCACGCGUCUUUGUUGCUUGACGAUCCCAUGGUGGGAUCCAGCUUAGACGACGAGCCUGAAAAGAAGGGCUAUCAUCUUGGCCAGACUCUCUCUGGGAACAUAUGGACCUACGAGGAGAUGCAGAACAUACAACAAGAGGCUUAUGGUGACGAAUCAUUCAGCUUUGUCGUGGUUCAGCGCUUUAUUCGGGAUCAGGAACUGGAGCGCCUCCGCGAAUAUUACAGCAUGCCCGCGGAACAACGCGACCGGUUGGUGCCCACGGCUUCAGCUCACCAUUCGGGCUCCUCUUCGCACUCUGGACCAUCUACUGCUCCCGGUCCUCAGGCUGGCUCCUCCGCUCAGGCUGGCGCUUCCACUCAGGCUGGCGCUUCCACUCAGGCUGGCGCUUCCACUCAAGCUGGCGCUCCCACUCAGGCUGGCGCUUUCACUCAGGCUGGCGCUCCCACUCAGGCUGGAGCUUUCACUCAGGCUGGCGCUUUCACUCAGGCUGGCGCUCCCACUCAGGCUGGCGCUUCCACUCAGGCUACUUCUUCCGCUCAGGCUGGCUUGACUGCGCAAUCCAGCUCCGCUACUUCGGCUGGUCCAUCCACUCAGAUUUGA
Molecule: messenger RNA, 1440 nt
Organism: Diplodia corticola
Lineage: Eukaryota; Fungi; Ascomycota; Dothideomycetes; Botryosphaeriales; Botryosphaeriaceae
Product: MAT1-1-4
Exons: 2
Coding region: 1-1440 (479 amino acids)
Source: RefSeq, a predicted model, not a curated record